UCCGUUCGUUAAAGCCCGCCUUAAACCCUAGAGAGUAGUAGUAGUCCGGGGCCCCAAAAUCGUCCCCCUCUUCCAGCAGCAGACUCCUGUCUCUUCAAUCCUCAGCUCUCAAGUCUGUGCUUCCUCGCCGCAUAGAUAGCACAGCUCGCUCGCGAAACGGGUCCAAUUUUCUUGAGUUGAUCGGAGAUGGAAGUGGAAACGGAGGUGGAGAGAGAUAUAAACAAUGUGAUGUGCCAAUUGGGUGAUCCUGAGGGGACACCUCUGGGGCCUCCCUUGUAUCUUCCCCAGAACGCUGGACCUCAGCAGCUCCAGCUGAUAGUCAAUAAGCUCCUAAACAAUGAGGAGAAGCUGCCUUAUGCUUUCUACAUAUCAGAUCAGGAGCUUUUUGUGCCUCUCGAAACUUACUUACAGAAAAACAAAGUUUCUGUGGAGAAGGUUCUAUCUAUAGUUUAUCAACCGCAAGCUGUUUUUCGAAUUCGUCCAGUAAGUCGCUGUUCGGCGACAAUCACAGGUCAUGCGGAACCUGUUCUUUCAGUAUCCUUUAGUCCGGAUGGGAAACAAUUGGCUAGUGGUUCUGGUGAUACUACAGUUCGCUUGUGGGACCUAAAUACUCAGACCCCGAUGUUUACCUGUACAGGACACAAGAAUUGGGUUCUUUGUAUAGCAUGGUCUCCUGAUGGUAAGCAUCUUGUGAGUGGAAGCAAGGCGGGGGAACUUAAGAUUUGGGAUCCUUUAUCAGGGAAGCCAUCCGGCAAUCCGCUUGUUGGCCACAGGAAAUGGAUUACUGGCAUAUCAUGGGAACCAGUCCACCUAAACUCUCCUUGUCGCCGGUUUGUUAGUUCGAGCAAAGAUGGGGAUGCACGCAUAUGGGAUGUCUCAUUAAGAAGAUGUGUCAUCGUUCUUAGUGGCCAUACACUUGCUGUGACUUGCGUUAAGUGGGGUGGAGAUGGAGUUAUAUAUACAGGAUCCCAGGAUUGUACCAUUAAAGUUUGGGAAACUUCCCAGGGAAAGCUGAUCCGUGAGUUGAAGGGUCAUGGACACUGGGUAAACUCGCUUGCACUGAGCACCGAAUAUGUUCUUAGGACUGGAGCUUAUGAUCAUACUGGAAAAGAGUUUUCAUCUCCUGAGAAAAUGAAGCAGGUUGCCCUGGAAAGGUAUAAAAAGAUGAAAGGCAAUGCCCCUGAAAGGCUGGUUUCUGGAUCCGAUGAUUUCACAAUGUUUCUAUGGGAACCUUCCAUGAGCAAACACCCAAAGACUCGCAUGACAGGUCACCAGCAGCUUGUGAACCAUGUCUAUUUCUCACCUGAUGGGCAAUGGAUAGCUAGUGCCUCAUUUGAUAAAUCUGUUAAGCUAUGGAAUGGUAUCACCGGAAAAUUCGUUACUGCAUUUCGGGGUCAUGUGGGCCCCGUAUAUCAAAUCAGCUGGUCUGCUGACAGCAGGCUUCUCUUAAGUGGCAGCAAAGACUCCACUCUGAAGGUGUGGGAUAUUCGUACGAAGAAGUUGAAACAAGACCUUCCAGGUCAUGCGGACGAGGUCUUUGCUGUUGAUUGGAGUCCUGAUGGCGAGAAAGUGGCUUCGGGCGGUAAAGACAAGGUGUUGAAGCUCUGGAUGGGAUAAAAUAUGAAGCCAGAGGGAAAGAUGAAUGAGUGAAAGAAUCCUAUAUAUGUAAAUUGAUACACGAAAUAGCAUGAUGAUGGUUGUUAGAAAGAUUUGAUGAGGGAUGAACCAGGAAUUUACUGCAAAUGGCGCGUGCGGGACUUGGAGCUUGUUUCGUAGCAUCUGGAAAGCAGUCUCGGUAAAUGGAUCUGCGUGCUGCAGGAGAAGAAGAGUCCAUCUGAAGCAAAGUUUCAGUCUGUGUUACAUGGAUUGUUCAGGUUGUGAACUUUAUCUCAAAACGAGAUCUUCAACUAGAGAUGGUGAUCAGAUCUUGUAUGUCGUUUACCGUCAAGAUAUUACUUAGCAUUAUUUAUCUAUUUCAGUGUUAUUUUGUUUUGGUAAA
This is a messenger RNA of Punica granatum (pomegranate), 1999 nucleotides long. The record is from RefSeq and is a predicted model, not a curated record. NCBI's taxonomy places the organism in Eukaryota, Viridiplantae, Streptophyta, Magnoliopsida, Myrtales, Lythraceae.